Molecule: messenger RNA, 2645 nt
Organism: Closterium sp. NIES-67
Lineage: Eukaryota; Viridiplantae; Streptophyta; Zygnematophyceae; Desmidiales; Closteriaceae
Source: the annotation of a GenBank genome assembly
CCAUGGCUCCUCAGGCUAGGGAUACUGUCGUCAGCCACGUUUUGAUUAGGGAUAUUGUGUGAUAUACCGAACGGCACUAAAUGGGCUCCUCGCAGCCAUCCCUGGUUGCACCUCCACCUCCCGAGAGCCCUACUGAAACUCCGUAUCUCGCUGCUUUAGCACUCUCGUCUCCUGUCCUUUCCGUUACCGAUGAAGACUCUAGCGAGGACGGAUCAACUCUCCUGUCCCCAGCUGUCGCUUCCCCGUCCCCGCCGAUCUUCCGCGGCCGGUUCCGCACGCCGCUAUUUGGCUGCGUGGCGCUGGACGCGGUGCAGCGGGAAGUGCGCGGACGGCGGGAGCUGGCGGAGCGGAGAGCGGUGCAGGCGGAGGAUGAGCGGAGGCGGAAGCAGCAGGAAGGGAAGCAAACUGCAGCGCAAGACAGGCGGAGACAGGCACACGAAGGGGGGAAGCGAAUAGGGAUCAAUCAGCAGCAAGGAGCAGAAGCAGCAGCAGAGGGGGAGGAGUCACGCAUCAGCCACGAUCUCGCCAUGUUCGUUGGGGGACCGAUCUGGGCCCUUGAUUGGUGCCCCCUCCCCCGUUACAGUCACAUUCAGUACCUCGCCGUUGCCAGUCACCCCCACCUCCGCCCACUCUCCCCCAUCGGCCUUCCCCUGUCCGGACCAGCGCUGGUGCAGGUAGGGGGAGAGCGAGGAAGAGAGGAAGAGAGAGGUCCCCAGGCGCAGAUGGUGCUUGGAAUCACUCACCAUGGCGGGCUCACUCGCUGCGCCAGGUGGCGACCUCUGGUUGGUGGGCGAGAUUGCACCGGGGGGCCAGGAGGAGAUGGGGAUUAUCUUCAGUUGCUGGCGGUAGCGUUGGGAGAUGGCACUGUGGCAAUCUAUCACGUGACACUAGCUCAGCAAGACAACAGCCCACGCCAAAACAGCCGUCUCCAGCAACACCAUCACGACCACAUGCACCUGACGUCAUCCCUGCUACAGCCUGCGCCUCAUGGCCCUCUGUGCGCCCUGCAGCCCGUCUUUAAGUGGAAGUCCAACCCAGCACACGGCCCAACCAGACUUCCCUGCGAGCUCGCUUGGAAAGUGACUUCGGCCCCCGUGCUCUCCCCGUCAUCGUCAUCGUCACUAUCAUCAUCCUUCCCACGCCGCUCCAGCGAUCUGCUCGCUGCAGGCUUCCACGAUGGUUCCGUGUCUGUGUGGCGACUGCAGCUUGACCAUCUCACAGCAAAUGCCCCAGCAGUACCAUCAGCACUAUCAGCAUCCAAAACAGCGGCACCACCACCAGUGCCCAACGCACCAGCACCGUCAGCAUCCAAUCCAAUACUGACAUUCCGUGCUGACUCCGCUCUCAUUCGCUCCCUCACGUGGCUGCCUUCGCCCCUGCCCUCUCGUGACUUGGUUUCUUCGUCCCUCACGCCCUCAACCCCUGGCUCCACUCCUGCCGUGAGGGUGGGGGAAGUGGGGUCGAGGACCAGGAAGGAGGCAAGGAAUGGCAAGCAUCUAGGGAAGGAGGGAGGGCAGGGCGAAGAGGAUGAGGAAGAGGGGCUAGAGGACCAAGAAUCGGGCUUAGAGGACGAGGAGGAGGAUGGGAAAGAGGAGGUGGAUGAGGAGGAAGAGAGCACAGUGCUGAUUGUUGGAAGCCAGUCAGGCAUCUUGAAAUUCUGGGAUCUCAGGGACGUGUUUCAGCCAGCGUACGAGACGCCCACCAUCUCAAGGCACGGAGUGCUGCAACUAGACUUCUGCAGCCCGCUGCAGUGUGUGGUCCUGGCCAUGGAGGAUGGGUCUCUACGAGUCAUCUCCAUGCGCUCCUCGCCCUCCCACCACCCGGCACUGCAACACCUCCUCAAGCACCUGCCUGAGCAGCAGCAGCAGCAGCAGGGUGAGCCGCGCAAGGAGGAUCGCAGUAGCUGCAACCGGCGGUGGGUGGUGUCGGCACUAUCACAGCACACAGCAGCAGUGUGGGGCGCUGCUGCUUCGGAUGCCACAGGAUGUCUUGCCUUCAGUGCUGCCGAUGGGUUGGUCCGAUGCGUUCAGCUGAGCAACAACUUCCUCAUCAACCGCCAGAAGCGGAGCAAGCAAGUCGUAAUCACAGUGGGGGGGUUCAGGCAAAUCUUGCUGCCGCAUGCGCAAUCCGGCACGGAAGCUGCUACAGCUGACGCUACAGCAGAUGAGCACCACUUUGUAUUUUAUCGGGGCGAGUCAUGCGAGGAACAGGAAGGGGAGAUUGAGCAGAAGGGGAAGGGGAAACCGAAGAAGGGACACGUGGGUGGAGGGGAGGAGGUGGAGGAAGCAGGUGAGGAGCCUAGCCAGGGGGUAGACAAUGGAACGGGAGUUGUCUCUGGCGGUGUGCUGGGGUGCAAAGCCAUUGCUAUGCACAGAGUGGCAUGGAAUGCAAACCGAGGGUUUCGGCGCUGGCUGGCCAAUGGAGGUGCUAACGGGGUGCUCAGAUGCCAACUAUUUCACCAGUCGCCUGUUUAGCAGAAUGGAUAAAGCGUCAUUUUGUGCAUGGUGGAAUGCAGGUGGAUGUGUUACAAGAUAUGCAGAUUGUACGAGGAGUUGGAUAAUAGAGGUUUGAUUCCAAAAUAAUGUGGUACCACCUCUUUUGUAACUACUUGAUUUUUGUAAGGUGGGAUAAUGUGCAGUGUACCU